AUGUCAUCACCAUUUCCAACUGUAGCUGAAAAAAUUAAAGGUGUUCAAAUUUUAGGACCAAUUCCUGAUAAUGCAAAACAUAUUUUUUCACAAGAAGCUUUAGCAUUUGUUGCAACUUUACAUAGAGGUUUUGAAAAUAAAAGACAAGAAUUAUUAUUAAAUAGAAAAAAAGAACAAGAAUUAAGAGAUCAAGGUAAAUUACCAAAUUUUUUACCAGAAACUCAAUAUAUUAGAGAUGAUAAAACUUGGACUGGUCCUCCUUUAGCUCCAGGAUUAAUUGAUAGAAGAUGUGAAAUUACUGGUCCAACUGAUAGAAAAAUGGUUAUUAAUGCAUUAAAUUCAAAUGUUGCUACUUAUAUGGCUGAUUUUGAAGAUUCUUUAACUCCUGCUUGGAAAAAUUUAGUUGAUGGUCAAGUUAAUUUAUAUGAUGGUGUUAGAAGAAAUUUAAAAUUUGAAACAAAUGGUAAAAAAUAUGAAUUAAAUUUAUCAAAAGAUAGACAUAUUCCAACUUUAAUUGUUAGACCAAGAGGUUGGCAUUUAACUGAAAAACAUGUAUUAGUUGAUGGUACUCCAGUUUCAGGUGGUAUAUUUGAUUUUGGUAUUUAUUUUUUUAAUAAUGCAAAAGAAACUUUAGCAAGAGGUUUUGGACCAUAUUUUUAUUUACCAAAAAUGGAACAUCAUUUAGAAGCUAAAUUAUGGAAUGAUAUUUUUAAUUAUUCUCAAGAUUAUAUUGGUUUACCAAGAGGUACAAUUAGAGGUUCAGUAUUAAUUGAAACUAUUCCUGCAGUUUUCCAAAUGGAUGAAAUUAUUUAUCAAUUAAGAGAACAUUCUGCUGGUUUAAAUUGUGGUAGAUGGGAUUAUAUUUUCUCAUAUAUUAAAUGUUUAAGAAAUCAUCCAGAAUUUGUUUUACCUGAUAGAUCACAAAUUACAAUGUCAGCUCCAUUUAUGUCUGCAUAUGUUAAAUUAUUAGUUCAUACUACUCAUAGUAGAAAAGUUCAUGCAUUAGGUGGUAUGGCUGCUCAAAUUCCAAUAAAGGAAGAUCAAGAAAGAAAUAGAAAAGCUUUGGAAAAUGUUACAAAAGAUAAAUUAAGAGAAGUUACUUUAGGUUGUGAUUCUUGUUGGGUUGCUCAUCCUGCAUUAGUACCAGUUGUAUUAAAAGUUUUUAAUGAACAUAUGAAAGGUCCAAAUCAAAUUGAUUUACCACCAAAAGAACCUUUUAAACCAAUUACCCAAAGAGAUUUAUUAGCUCCAUUUGUACCAGGUGGUGUUAUUACUGAAGCUGGUAUUAGAGCUAAUAUUAUUAUUGGUAUUUCAUAUAUUGAAGCAUGGUUAAGAAAUGUUGGUUGUGUCCCAAUUAAUUAUCUUAUGGAAGAUGCUGCAACUGCAGAAGUUUCAAGAACUCAAAUUUGGCAAUGGGUUACUCAUGGUGCUCAUACAAACACUGGUAAAUUAAUUUCAAAAGAUUAUGUUAAACAAUUAUUAGAUGAAGAAUAUAAAAAUUUAUUACAAAAUGCAAAACCAGGUAAUAAAUUUAAACAAGCUUUUACUUAUUUUGCUCCAGAAGCUCUUGGUGAAAAAUAUUCAGAUUUCGUAACUACUUUAAUUUAUGAUGAUGUUACAACUAUUGGAAGAUCAAUUCCAGGUGAAAAAUUAUAA
This is a messenger RNA of Lodderomyces jiufengensis, 1656 nucleotides long. RefSeq names its product malate synthase (gene MLS1). Bases 1 to 1656 code for a protein of 551 amino acids. Gene Ontology annotation, biological process: glyoxylate cycle. Gene Ontology annotation, cellular component: cytoplasm; peroxisomal matrix. The record is from RefSeq and is a predicted model, not a curated record. Lineage: Eukaryota; Fungi; Ascomycota; Pichiomycetes; Serinales; Debaryomycetaceae. The transcript has a single exon. Gene Ontology annotation, molecular function: malate synthase activity.